AAACUGCCUGGGUGGGGCUCGGCGGAGGGAAGGGGCUUCCGAAGACCCGGCGCGAGGUUCGUCCCCUCGGCGGAGAGAGCGGGAGAGCUGCGCCGAAAGGCCUGGCGGGCGAAGUGGAGCGAAGCCGAGGGGCGGGUUUGGGCUUUUUGCCCCCGAAGCGCCGGGGGCACAAAAAUUGAGCAAUGAAUAAAUUACGGCAGAGCUUCAGGAGAAAGAAAGAUGUCUACGUUCCUGAAGCCAGUAGGCCACACCAAUGGCAGACAGAUGAAGAAGGGGUUCGAACUGGGAAAUGCAGCUUCCCGGUUAAGUAUCUGGGACAUGUAGAAGUGGAUGAAUCCAGAGGAAUGCAUAUAUGUGAAGAUGCUGUGAAAAGACUAAAAGCUGAAAGGAAGUUCUUCAAAGGCUUCUUUGGAAAAAGUGGAAAGAAGGCAGUUAAAGCAGUCCUGUGGGUUUCUGCAGAUGGACUCAGAGUUGUGGAUGAGAAAACAAAGGAUCUUAUAGUUGAUCAGACAAUAGAGAAGGUCUCCUUCUGUGCUCCAGAUAGGAAUUUUGACCGAGCAUUUUCCUACAUAUGUCGAGAUGGUACUACAAGACGUUGGAUAUGUCAUUGCUUUAUGGCUGUAAAGGACACAGGAGAGAGGUUGAGUCAUGCAGUUGGCUGUGCGUUUGCAGCAUGUUUGGAGCGAAAGCAAAAGAGAGAGAAAGAAUGUGGGGUGACAGCCACCUUUGAUGCCAGUAGAACCACUUUCACAAGGGAGGGGUCUUUCAGGGUUACUACGGCAACUGAACAAGCAGAAAGAGAGGAAGUCAUGAGACAAAUACAAGACAUCAAAGUUGAAACAGAUGUGAAAACAACUGCUUCAAGUGUUGUACCUGGCAACACAGCUCCAUCUCCAAGUUCGCCCACUUCUCCUCCUGCUGAAGUGGCAACUUCUGCUGACAAAGAAUCCGGCAAUCCUCAUGCCAUCCCUCGGCGGCAUGCUCCCAUUGAACAGCUGGCCAGGCAGGGCUCUUUCCGAGGAUUCCCUGCUCUCAGCCAGAAGAUGUCUCCAUUUAAACGCCAGCUUUCUCUACGAAUCAAUGAGUUGCCCUCCACAAUGCAAAGGAAGACUGACUUCCCUAUGAAAAACUCAGUUCCUGAGUCUGAAGGAGAAGUCGAUAGCAUUAGUUCAUUGUGCUCCCAGAUUACAAAUGCCUUUAGCACACCAUCUGAGGAUCCUUUCUCCUCUGCUCCAAUGACAAAGCCAGUAACGGUGGUUGCACCACAGUCGCCAGCUUUUCAAGUAAAUGGCAUUGCCUCUGCCUUCCAUGUGUUUGCUGAUAAACCAGCUCAAACUACUAUAGCAUCUACAGCAAUACCACUUCGUGAAACCAAUCCCUGGGCUCAGUCCCCUGCUGCUCCAGCUGUUGCUAAAACUGGAGCUGUAGCUUCUCCUUCUGGUGCCGACUGGAGUGCUGACUCAGGAGCUGCCUCUCCGAAUGUGUUUCAGGCGAGUCACAGACGCACUCCCUCGGAGGCAGACCGUUGGUUGGAAGAAGUAUCUAAAACUGUCCGGUCUCAGCAGCCUCAGGUGCAAUCCCAGCCUCCAGCUCCCCAGCCACUCCUCCAGCCUCCUACGGUGGUUUCUCAGGCAGCACCAGCUUUUCCAGGCGGCACCUUCAUUGCACCUCCACCAGUGCCUAUUGGGGUGGUGCAGCCCAUGCAGCCUACGUUUAUCCAGGCGCAGCCGUAUGCUGUCGCAAAUGGAAUGCCCUAUUCAGCUCCCAGUGUAACCAUGAUUGGAAUCACCCCUUCCCAGAUGGUAGCCAAUGUCUUUGGCACUGCAGGUCAUAGCCAAAUGUCCCAUGCUCAUCAGUCACCCAGUCUUAUAAAGCAGCAGACAUUUCCUCAAUAUGAAACUAAUAGCGCUACUGCCAGCCCUUUCUUUAAACCCCCUGCCCAGCAGCUCAAUGGCUCUGCUGCUUUCAAUGGUGCGGACCCUGCCAAGUGGCCCACAGAGGACAAACAUGUGCUUCCACCUGGAGCUGGCCAGCAAGUGGAUCCGUUUGAAGCACAGUGGGCAGCACUGGAGAGUAAAUCCAAACAACGUACUAAUCCAUCUCCAACUAACCCUUUCUCCAGUGAACUACAGAAGACCUUUGAGAUAGAACUCUAAGCAGUCCUUUGGCUUGUACUUCAUCUCUGUGUAUAUGUGUGUUGGCAUUGGAUGUAAGAGUAUACCAGAGGCAGCAUUUUUUAAUCACUCAUGUCCCUCUCUUUGGAAUUAGGUUGGGGGUAGAGAGAGAGGACACUCAUGGAAGGAGGCUCCUAAGCCCAGCCUUUUGGGGUAUAAUCCAGGUAACAUACCCUUGCCACCUGUUUGGGAACUUGAAUGGCAAAAGGAAUCUGAAAAGGGCUGAAGAAGGGAGUUGAGCCUGAAGCCUUUUUUCCACAGAAACUUCAGGAAACCUCACAAGCUGAAAAGCAAAUGACUCACCACUAUCUUAAGAAUGUGUCUACCUUCCUGUGAAUGGUCCGUUCCCUUGUGGCGAAGGGAGGGCUUGGGGAAUUGGGGCCCAGUAAUGAAUGGGCUGGUGGAGAAAUCCUGAGAGCUGCUGAGACUAUGCUGUCAGUUGGAAAAGGAUGAGCUUCCAUUUCAAGUAAUUAUAUAUAGAAUAAAGCCAAAAUCUUUAUUUUUAUGCAUUUUAGAUUAUUUUAAAUAGUUCUAGUUAUUGAAAGUCGAAUGAGUUGUAAGUAAUCUUGCCAAAGUUAUAAAAGGGGGUUGGAUGUAAAAUUGUACAUAAGAUUGAUUUAUCACUGAUUCUUACAGUCAGUAAUAUGGGAAUAGGGUAGGGAGCAGAGUUCCUAGCUUGUCCCUGUCUGUAUCAUUGUAAGUAGCAUAUUGCAACUACAAUCAUGAAUCAUGACCAAUUUUUUUAAAAAAUCAUUGUAGAGUAGUGUUAAGAACAGUAUUGUCUUGGUUUGAAAACAAUUGGUAAAUUUUAUCUUUUUUUAAGCAAUCAAACUAGAUAUUAGAAUUCAUAUAGGUUAUUUCAUGUACUGCUGCAGUUUAUUUGUCUUACUUCUCUUUUAACACUACUGUGACAACUGUAAUUAUAUUUACAAUCAGGUCUACUUAUGAACCCAUUUUAGGUGAAUUAAAUAGAGUUUAGAUUUUUUUUUAAAAUGCUUUUCCCAUUGUUAUAUGUGAAAGCUUAUAGCAAGACUGCAGCUAUUCCAUGUCUUUCCUCUGGCAAAUCAUGAAGUCCAUCUCAUUUUUAAUUUUACUCUUAAAACUUGGCCUUACAAGCAAAUGUAAGUUAUAUAUUUGUACUGAUGAUUUAUAAUCUGCUUUAACAGAAAUAAAUGUUGGUAGUAGAUUAUGUGUCUUUCUCAACAGGUUUCCUUGUUUUCCUGCAACCAGUUUGAUCUCCAUUUCAUUUGGUGUAUAGAUCACCAAAUUUUAAAUGUUUGAUCUACUAAUAACAGGGCAAGAUAUAUAUUUUCAUUUGCAUCUAUUGCUUAAAAGCAGGAAAUGCAACUUCUGGAAUUUCAACUUGCUUUUAUUUUGAAACUUGUAUUAUAUUUCUUAUGUCCCCAGAAGAAUGUGGUUCCAAGAAAUUGCCACAUUUCCCAUUAAGGGAUUAUCACCGUAUUAUUCAGAAAUAGCCCUGGAGAACUUUGUAUUUGUUCUACAGCACUGUUCGUUGUCUAGAGACAAACUGGUUUUUGCUCAGUUUUAGUGUGUCUUAGUGCAUAAUGGAACUUAAUGGUAUUGCUGUUUAAAGUUACAGUACUUAAGUGGUUUGUUUCAGUACAAAGCAUGCUUACUCUAAAACAAAGCUACCUCAAAUGCAAGUGCAUGUAUGGUGGAUGUAUGAAUUUGGACUAUGCCAUACUGCACUUGAGUAAAAAUCCCUUUCACUCUUUU
Molecule: messenger RNA, 3911 nt
Organism: Crotalus tigris (Tiger rattlesnake)
Lineage: Eukaryota; Metazoa; Chordata; Lepidosauria; Squamata; Viperidae
Gene: NUMB
Product: NUMB endocytic adaptor protein
Exons: 11
Coding region: 183-2156 (657 amino acids)
Molecular function (GO): cadherin binding
Source: RefSeq, a predicted model, not a curated record